CUGGCGACAGCCAGACUUGAUUAGUCAAUGUUGGACGAAUGGUGUGUACGGUACGCAGUAACGGUAAACGGUAAAGUGAAUUUUUUAUUUUUUUUUUCUCUAAAAUUGAGAUUUCUGUACGAAAUAUGUGCGCUGGCACGCACCACAAAUGGCUGCUAGCCACUUUGGUGCUCCUUGCGAGCCUUAACGUCGCGCUACAGCAGAGCAUCGCGCAAAACUACAGCAGCGGCAUCUUGCGCAUGGCCAAAGCGGCGCAAAUACGCGCCUACAUUGAUCCAGAGCGCGAAGCUUGCGAUGAUUUCUAUGAGUUUGCCUGUGGCAGAUGGCGCAAAUUGCAUGCCAGCAGUGCAGCCAAACCGCGCUCUGCCUACUUGGAUCAGCUGCAGGAUCUGUAUGUGCGCAAGAGCGCCGAUAUGUUGCAGAGUGGACGCCAAAUGGCCGACACAGCCGAUCGGAAAUUGACACAAUUUUUCGAGUCCUGUCGCAAUGAGGUCACCGUGCAGCAGCUGGGCUUGUCACCGAUUGUAGACUUUGUGGACUUUCGUGGCGGUUGGCCGGAGAUUAAGUUGGCCACCUGGUAUGAGUAUGAAUACGAUUGGUUGAAAGUUGUUGCCGAGUUGCGACGUCGUUUGGGUGUGGACAUAUUGAUUGGCUUGGAGGUGGUGCCAGACUACGAGGAGGAUGAUAUGAAUCGCCUGAGAGUCGGUGCACCACAACUGAAGUUGGGUGGCAAGCAACUUUAUUUGGACAGCAGCUAUGAUGAUGAACGUGAUGACUACCGCGAUGAUAUAGCGGAGAAGCUGCAUAAAUAUUUUCCCGAUAUGGGUGAGCGUUGGGCGAAGGAGGUUGCACAGCAAGUACUCGAUAUUGAGCAGCACUUGGCUAAAGGUCUGCCAGAUAAUUCAAAGCUCACGCUGGCACAGAUGACACGCCAACGCUUCGUUAGUGAAUUGAAGUCAGUGUAUGGCAGUUAUGUUGACCUAAACCGUUACUUAACAAUGGUGGUGAAUCAAACGAUAUACUCAAAAGUCUAUGAGACACCUGAGGAGUAUUUCUCGAAUCUCGUAGAGGUCGUAAGGGAUACACCUAAAUUGCAUAUAGCCAACUAUACAAUGUGGCGUGUGCUCGAUCAUCUGGACUUCGCUGGCGAGAUCAAUACGCCACACAAUGAUAAUUGGUGUGUGCGCAAGAUUAUCUCCUUCAUGCCGGCGCAAUUGCAGAACAUGUUCAAUCGCAACUACAACAACAUAUUGUUGGUGAAUGACCUGCAAUCGACUUGGGCUGACAUCAAACGCACUUUCAAAGACGAACUCGCCUCGGAGCUUGAAUGGCUUACGGAAAGCACACGGCAGCAUGCCCUACAGAAACUGGAGAAAAUACGUCUGCGUUUAAUUGCGCAUGAGGACGCCGAGCUGGCGGAUCAGUUACGUAAUAUUGACAUACAGCCAGGUCAAUAUUAUAGCAAUCUGAUCAAUAUUUUAGAGUGGGACACACAGCAUAAACUGCAGGCAUUGUUUACCAAACCAAAGACCGCACAGCCUGAGGUACGCUUGCCACGCUACAAUCCAUUGAACAAUAAUAUUGAAAUACCCAUUGUCUUUCUGCAAUCGCGUUUCUUCUGGGAUGCCGAGUAUCCGGAAGCCUUACGCUACGCUACGCUCGGUUACCUGCUGGCGCACGAAAUGUUGCGUGGCUUCGAUGCGGCCGGUCGUCGUUACGAUCAGCAUGGCUAUCAGCGUUCGUGGUGGGAUGCGGCCUCAACGGAGGCUUACGAUGAAAUCGCCAAAUGCUUUAUUGCAAAUCACUACAACAAUUUGAAAUAUCGCGGCCAGAAUAUGUUCAGCAGCACUGCGGAGGAGCAAUGUAUUUUGGAUAGUGGCGCUGUGGCGAUUGCGCAACACGCCUACCAGGAUUGGUGGUCCAAUAUGGAAGACAGGCAAGAUAAGCUGAGUAUGGAGUCACUGCCAUUGUUGGAUUAUACGCCACAGCAGCUGUUCUUUAUUGGCUACGCUCAACUGUGGUGCGUGGAUUAUCACGAUUCGGUAGAGAAAUUCGAGACCACGCCCGAACCGCUGCGUGUGAACGGCGCAUUAGCCAAUCUGGUUGACUUUGCUCGUGAAUUCAAAUGUAGCAUGAGCAGCAAAAUGCAUCCGCAGCGAAAGUGUGAACUGUUUUGAGUCACAGUUAAAUAGAAAAGGAUGAUUUUAUUGAUACAUAAAUACAUACGUGUACAACAUACCAUACUAACAUAGUGAACUUGCUUAGAUAUCGUCUGCACUGUAUUAUAAUUAAUAAUUUACGAUAACUGUCGAGGAAUUUUUAUGAAUAAACACAUGUGUUUCUACCAAAUAAUAA
This is a messenger RNA of Zeugodacus cucurbitae (melon fly), 2355 nucleotides long. RefSeq names its product membrane metallo-endopeptidase-like 1. Gene Ontology annotation, molecular function: metalloendopeptidase activity. The record is from RefSeq and is a predicted model, not a curated record. Gene Ontology annotation, cellular component: plasma membrane. Lineage: Eukaryota; Metazoa; Arthropoda; Insecta; Diptera; Tephritidae. The coding region runs from base 126 to 2177 and encodes 683 amino acids. Gene Ontology annotation, biological process: protein processing. The transcript has a single exon.